UUGGGCUGGAUGCGGCGGCGGGGGAGGCGGGCGCCGAGGCGAGGCGGGGGAAAAGUCCGGAGCCAAGUUGCCGCCGGGGCGCGCGGGAGCGGCAUCGCCGGCGCGCCUUGGCCCGUUGCGCGCCGGGGCCGAUGAGAGCCCCAGAGCCCGCUCUGCCUCGCGCGGCGGCGGCGGCGGCGGCCCCCGGCCCGGCCGGCCUCCUCCCGCGUCCCCUGUGAUUCCGCCUCCCUGCCUUUCUUCCUCCUUCCUCCGCCCCGCGCCAUGGAGUUCACGGAGAGGAAGCGGAGCAGGAAAUCCCAGAGCUUCAAGCUGGUCCCUCCAGAUUAUCAUCAUGAGGCUUACAAGAUCUCUGACUACAGCAAUGAUGUUAAUGGGGAUGCCAAAGAAGCACAACCACUUUAUUUAGGAGAUGAAAGUCGGGAGAUUAAAAAACAAAUUACAGGGAUGAGGAGAUUACUGAAUGACAGCACAGGACGAAUAUACCAGCGAGUUGGCAAAGAAGGAGAAAAAUUGAAGGAAGAGCCCCAAGAUUUAGAUCUGGCUUGGACUCAGCGUCUGAAUCCUCCUGCAGAAACCCAGGGACAUCUCCACACAUCCCAGAGCGGUACCUGGAAUGAAUUGUCUCCCCAGACUAGCCACUAUUCAGGGCAGUACGGCACUCGUUCAAAAACCUUCCAGAACCAAGCAAGAACCAUGGGUACAAAUGGAGAAAUUCCAGCAGCUAAUUCUUCCUCUGGAUCAAACUGCUGUACUUGUAAUUGCCAACCAGCUUUGCAGGCCAUUCUUCAGGAGCUCAAGACCAUGAGGAAGAUCAUGCAGAUUCAAGCCGUUGCUGCUCAGAACAGACAACAGCCUCCAGUUCCUCUGGUUAGUUCACAGAAAUCAACAGUGUCAAGAAAGAGAAAUAAAAAGAAAAAAGUGCUCCCAAAGACUGUUGAACCUCUUACUGUGAAUAAGAAGCUCAGCGCGGUACAGAAUGAAAAAAAGUUACCAGCCAAUUCUGACAGGUCAAGCGUGCAAGUCGCUGAAUCCUCCUUGAAACUGGAGCCACAGGUCUCAGGAUUUGGCAUUGUCCUUGAAUCUUCGUCUUCAGAUCCAGAAGUACAGCUUGCUGAAGGUUUUGAUGUUUUUAUGCCUAAAUCACAACUGGACUCUAUAUUAGCAAAUUACACUCGCUCAGGAAGUCUGCUCUUUCGAAAACUGGUGUGUGCGUUUUUUGAUGACAAGACUUUGGCCAACUCUUUGCCCAAUGGCAAAAGGAAAAGAGGUCUCAAUGACAACCGAAAAGGACUAGACCAAAAUAUUGUGGGUGCAAUAAAAGUGUUCACCGAAAAAUACUGUACUGUAAACCAUGUGGAUAAACUGCCUGGCCCAAGAGACUGGGUACAGAUUCUGCAGGAUCAAAUCAAGCUGGCCAGAAGACGGUUGAAAAGGGGAUCAGCAGAGACAACUGAUGGAGAUGAGAAACUGGACAUGUCUCUGCUAGAGGCAGGUAAAUGGCACUGAGGUUUGUUUCUUUGUUU
This is a messenger RNA of Candoia aspera, 1523 nucleotides long. RefSeq names its product BEN domain containing 7 (gene BEND7). The transcript has 8 exons. Gene Ontology annotation, molecular function: DNA binding. NCBI's taxonomy places the organism in Eukaryota, Metazoa, Chordata, Lepidosauria, Squamata, Candoiidae. The coding region runs from base 262 to 1506 and encodes 414 amino acids. The record is from RefSeq and is a predicted model, not a curated record.